Molecule: messenger RNA, 333 nt
Organism: Pelobates cultripes (western spadefoot toad)
Lineage: Eukaryota; Metazoa; Chordata; Amphibia; Anura; Pelobatidae
Source: the annotation of a GenBank genome assembly
AUGCUGGGGAAUAGGCUGCAAUUCUGUGAACAUUCACAUUCAUUUCUUUACUGUCUUCCUACAGAGCUCGUGGCCUUGGAUGUCUGUGGUGGCCGCAUUGGUUGCUGUGACCGCAGUAAUGCUCUAUCCCGGCUUCACCAGGGGAGCGCCGUGAAAGCCAUGUACCGUCCUCCACUGAAGCUGGCAUUGCUCACAUUUUGGAAAUCACAAACACACACACAAAAAAAACAGAUCCUAAUCUUCCUUUUUACCUCUUCAGAACCCAAGGCUCUGAAAAAGCAGAAGGCCAUUGCUUUAAACUGUAAUAUAUGUAUGUGUACAGCAGGGGAAUAA